Molecule: messenger RNA, 1521 nt
Organism: Thunnus maccoyii (southern bluefin tuna)
Lineage: Eukaryota; Metazoa; Chordata; Actinopteri; Scombriformes; Scombridae
Gene: lipca
Product: lipase, hepatic a
Exons: 9
Coding region: 1-1491 (496 amino acids)
Biological process (GO): lipid metabolic process
Molecular function (GO): triacylglycerol lipase activity; apolipoprotein binding
Source: RefSeq, a predicted model, not a curated record
AUGUCUGUGGUGAAAAUCCUGUGCUGUUUGCUGUUAAUGUAUCACAUCAAUGAGGGGAAGAAAAUUAAAGGAAGCAGAGCAGCGACCACAGAGCAGAGGGGCGUCCUGAAUGUGAAAGAGCCGUAUGUCAGCAGCUCAGUCUUCAGUCUGUUUAUUGAAGGUGAGGACACCUGCACACUGGACCCUCUGCAGCUGCACACUCUCACCUCCUGUGGCUUCAACAGCAGUAAUCCCCUCAUCAUCAUCACUCACGGGUGGUCGGUGGAUGGUAUGAUGGAGAGCUGGGUGCUCAGGUUAGCCACAGUCCUGAAGACAAAGCUAAUAGACGUCAAUGUAGUGAUUACCAACUGGCUGUCCCUGGCUCACCAGCACUAUCCUACAGCAGUACAGAGUACCCGUACUGUUGGAAAAGACAUAGCUCACCUGCUGCACUCACUUCGGGAACACUACAAGUACCCAGUUAGAAAGGCUCAUUUGAUUGGCUACAGUCUUGGCGCUCACAUCUCUGGAUUUGCUGGAAGCUAUCUGGAAGGUUCAGAGAAGAUUGGAAGAAUUACCGGUCUUGAUCCUGCAGGGCCCUUGUUUGAAGGCAUGGCUCCCAUAGACAGACUGUCUCCUGAUGACGCUGAAUUUGUGGAUGCCAUUCACACAUUCACCCAUGAACGUAUGGGCCUCAGUGUGGGCAUCAAGCAAGCAGUGGCACAUUAUGACUUUUACCCCAAUGGAGGAGACUUCCAACCAGGAUGUGACCUGCAAAACAUUUACGAGCACAUAGCCCAGUACGGGCUCCUCGGUUUUGAGCAGACAGUGAAAUGUGCUCAUGAGCGAUCAGUCCAUCUGUUCAUGGACUCCCUGCUGAAUAAAGACAAGCAGAGCAUGGCCUACAGGUGCAGUGACAACAGCGCUUUUGACAAAGGUGUCUGUCUGGACUGUCGGAAGAACCGUUGCAACACACUGGGCUAUAAUAUCAAGAAGGUUCGCACCAGCAGCAACAAGAGGCUCUACUUAAAAACCCGCUCUCGGAUGCCCUACAAACUCUAUCAUUACCAGUUCAGGAUCCAGUUUGUCAACCAGAUGGAGAGGAUCAAUCCCUCCCUCACCAUCUCCCUCACUGGAACAAAAGAGGAGAGCGGAGAACUCCCCAUUACCUUCUCUGAGCAGAUUUCAGGUAAUAAGACAUACACCUUCCUGAUCACCCUGGACAAAGACUUAGGGGAUCUGAUGAUGCUCAAGCUCCACUGGGAGGGAUCGGCUUUAUGGAAGAACAUGUGGAACCGGGUGCAGACCAUGAUUCCUUGGGGCAGCCGGGAGAUCAAACCACUGCUGAAUUUGGGCAAGAUCAGCGUCAAAGCAGGCGAAACGCAGGACAGGACAUCUUUUUGUGCCAUGACAAAUGAUGGACAGCAUGUGGAAGUGUCGCAAGAUAAAGUAUUUGUGCGCUGUGAAGAGGACGCACCAAAACAGCGCAGAAGAAAGCACCGGCUAAUAUAGACUGUGUGAGUUCCUAAUCUGUUCAACAGA